Messenger RNA from Acinonyx jubatus (cheetah), 5028 nucleotides. RefSeq names its product LIM domain binding 3 (gene LDB3). Bases 75 to 2246 code for a protein of 723 amino acids. Lineage: Eukaryota; Metazoa; Chordata; Mammalia; Carnivora; Felidae. Gene Ontology annotation, molecular function: actin binding; muscle alpha-actinin binding. The transcript has 13 exons. Gene Ontology annotation, biological process: muscle structure development; actin cytoskeleton organization; heart development. The record is from RefSeq and is a predicted model, not a curated record. Gene Ontology annotation, cellular component: adherens junction; stress fiber; Z disc.
GGGAGGUGGGUGCGUGAGGGCCCUCUCAUUCUUCUCUUCUCUUGUUCACAGAGGCUGCCGCUCUCAGCACCAGCAUGUCUUACAGCGUGACGCUGACCGGGCCUGGGCCCUGGGGCUUCCGUCUCCAGGGGGGCAAGGACUUCAACAUGCCGCUCACUAUCUCCCGGAUCACACCGGGCAGCAAGGCCGCCCAGUCCCAGCUCAGCCAGGGUGACCUCGUGGUGGCCAUUGACGGCAUCAACACAGACACCAUGACCCACCUGGAAGCCCAGAACAAGAUCAAGUCUGCCAGCUACAACCUGAGUCUCACGCUGCAGAAGUCGAAGCGCCCCGUCCCCAUCUCCACAACAGCACCCCCGGUCCAGUCCCCUCUACCGGUGAUCCCCCACCAGAAGGACCCUGCUCGGGACACGAACGGCAGCCUGGCGGCGCUCAGCCCCAACCCUGAGGCGAGGGCCAGCCCGGGCACCCCGGGCACCCCGGAGCUCAGGCAGACCUUUAGCUCCUCCUUCUCCCAGACCUCCGUCUUCUCCUCACACACAGAGGCCUCUGACCCCGGCCCUCCAUGGGGCAGCCCACAGGCCAAGGCCAGCCUGGAGGGAGCCCUGGACUCACUCAGCCCGAAAGUCCCACAGGGCUCGAGCCAGCCAAGGCAGUAUAACAACCCCAUUGGCCUGUACUCGGCAGAGACCCUGAGGGAGAUGGCUCAGAUGUAUCAGAUGAGCCUCCGAGGGAAGGCCUCAGGUGCUGGACUCCCAGGAGGCGCCGACUACCAGGAACGGUUCAACCCCAGUGCCUUGAAGGACUCUGCCCUGUCCACCCACAAGCCCAUCGAGGUGAAGGGGCUGGGCGGCAAGGCCACCAUCAUCCAUGCGCAGUACAACACACCCAUCAGCAUGUACUCCCAGGAUGCCAUCAUGGACGCCAUUGCUGGACAGGCCCAGGCCCAGGGCAGUGACUUCAGUGGGAGCCUUCCUAUUAAAGACCUUACGGUGGACAGCGCCUCUCCCGUGUACCAGGCGGUGAUUAAGAACCAGAACAAGCCAGAAGAUGAGGCUGAUGAGUGGGCCCGCCGCUCCUCCAACCUGCAGUCUCGCUCCUUCCGCAUCCUGGCCCAGAUGACAGGGACGGAAUACAUGCAAGAUCCUGACGAAGAAGCUUUGCGAAGGUCAAGGCCCCAGGCCUCUGCCUACAGUCCCGCCAAGGCGACCUCUCCGGCACCUGCCACUCAUACAUACAGUGAGGCCCCAGCUGCCCCUGCGCCCAAGCCCCGAGUUGUCACCACCGCCAGCAUCCGGCCUUCUGUCUACCAGCCAGCUCCCGCAUCUACCUACAGCCCAUCCCCAGGGGCCAAUUACAGUCCAGCUCCCUACACCCCCUCACCUACCCCUGCCUACACCCCCUCGCCCGCCCCCACCUACUCCCCUUCCCCGGCACCAACCUAUACCCCCUCGCCAGCCCCAAGCUAUAACCCUGCAUCCUCAGUGACCUACAGCGGGGGCCCUGCGGAGUCUGGCAGCCGCCCACCGUGGGUGACAGAUGACAGCUUCUCUCAGAAGUUUGCCCCUGGCAGGAGCACCACCUCCAUCAGCAAGCAGACCCUGCCCCGAGGGGCCCCUGCCUACACCCCAGCAGGGCCCCAGGUGUCCCCCCUGGCCAGGGGCAUCGUUCAGCGGGCUGAACGCUUCCCAGCCAGCAGCCGGACUCCGCUCUGUGGCCACUGCAACAACGUCAUCAGGGGCCCCUUUCUGGUAGCCAUGGGCCGUUCCUGGCACCCGGAGGAGUUUAACUGUGCCUACUGCAAGACCUCCCUGGCGGACGUGUGCUUCGUGGAGGAGCAGAGCAACGUUUACUGCGAGCGCUGUUAUGAGCAGUUCUUUGCCCCAGUCUGUGCCAAAUGCAACACGAAAAUCAUGGGGGAAGUGAUGCAUGCCCUGAGACAGACAUGGCACACCACCUGCUUUGUCUGCGCAGCCUGCAAAAAGCCCUUUGGGAAUAGCCUCUUCCACAUGGAAGAUGGGGAGCCCUACUGCGAGAAAGACUACGUCAAUCUGUUCAGCACCAAGUGUCAUGGCUGUGAUUUCCCUGUGGAGGCUGGAGACAAGUUUAUUGAAGCCCUGGGCCACACCUGGCAUGACACCUGCUUCAUCUGUGCGGUCUGCCACGUGAAUCUGGAGGGGCAGCCAUUCUACUCCAAGAAGGACAAACCCCUGUGCAAGAAGCACGCACACGCCAUCAAUGUGUAGAGAGCCCGGAGCGUCUGACGCGGACAGGCCGGGAGCUGCUCCUGCUGCUGGCGACAAAGGAUUCAAGGAGGCUGAUGUUUCUUUUUGGGGGGAAAGGGGGAAGACAGGAAGCUACUGAGCCCUUUUGAAGUGUAAUUUUAGUCCUUCCUUCUGCACACAGAUCGUGUAUUUGCAUAGUUCAGACUAGAAGCCAAACGAAGAUUCCUAAACCAAGCUAGUAAUUAAUCCAAGGCUGGAGUUGUAAUUCAGACGUUCAGGACAGAAUUCCAAGAACUCUAAAGUGAAAAACAAAAAGUCAUCUUCUUGAAGUGAUACACUUUCCCGAGGUCACUAGAGCAGGGACAGAGCUCAGAGCAGUUAUGGAGAAUCUGAAACGUUCUGUGGAGUUCUCUGGCAAACAGAAUGAAGUGCCAAGCAGUGCUUGCUGCGGGGUAUUUUUAGAGCCAUAGCUGAGGGCUUGUUAGCUAAGACCGAUUGGGCUUUCCUCACCAAAAAAGGAAGUGUUAUUCUAUUACUAGCGUCAUGGAGCUACCUCUGAGCAUCAGACUUCUUCAGACCUUGAGCAGAGUUGAGCGUGCUGAGGGAGUCCAGGCGUCUACGAGGUGUUUUCUGGGAGCCGCUGGGCAGCUGACAGGGCUUCAGGAAGGGCUCUGGCUCAUGCUGCAGACAGCUGAGAAAAGAAGGGCCCUUCAGCCACCUUCUUUCCGUCUAAAACAUCCUAUGUCCCUAGAAGGUUUAGCUCUUUUUUGAAUUUUGAUGGGAAAGUGUAAUUGGGUUUUUCCAGUUUUGCUCUGCUGUGUGUGAGAGGAGGUUUUAAAGCGACUCCGGGUUGUGUCGAGCCUUUGUUUUGCUUCAUGAAGUUCGUGAGCAUGAAUGUUCGGUCUUGUGCAUGUAUUUCACUCCCGAUCCCGUGACUGCUCACUUAUGAAGUCUUCCUCAGCACCCCUUCCCCCAACAGGCUUAAUGACCUGUGGACAAGAAGGGAGAGACAGUGUCUGAAACAGGAUGGCAGGAUGGGCUGAGAACACGCCCAAACUCUGGAUGGGGAGGAGGAACCUUGCGUUCUGCCAGCCUCAGUAAAAACGCAAGUGUUGGUAGGACCUCCCACCUCCGAGCUGCGCCGUCCUUCACAAAUGUUCCUUUAAGUGCAGCACACUGAUUAUGUACAGUUGUGUUGACUGCUGGAAGGGAAAGAUGGACCGAUACGUACUCAUUUGCCAUUUUGGCCGACGUUUUGAAAAUGUAGGAGCUGAGUUGAUCUAGCAAUUAUUGAAAUGUUUAUUGAAAUAGUCUUGAGUCUUCAAACUUCUUUCAAAUGUUGGUGAUAGUUUGAGUUAAGUAAGCAUUUUAAAGCUGUCGGGUGAUAAAGAGAGAAGCUUGUUAGUUUCUGAGGUUAGAAACGGUACCUUCUCUUUCCCUUUAGGAUGCACUGUUAUUACGCUCAUUGAACAAGGCAUUUAAGUAGGCAGUUUGACCGGGUGUUUCUCACUUGCACACAAUCCUUAGGCACUCUUCCAACUCACUGCUACUUUCUCCUCUCUCCUGUUUUGGAUUUUCUCUUUGCAUGUUUUAUGAGAAUGCAUUAGAACACUUUUUCUUCUGAGAACUGAGGCUUCCAGGGGACUGCCUUUCUACCAGUGUGUCCCUUCUCCCUGAGGGAGAGAGAAACAGCAGGAUGCAUCCCUAGCAGGAGGCCCGUGUUUUUUCCCAAGGGUGAAGCCAUGUCCCCGAGGGAGCACCAGGAGGGACGUGAACGUGCUCCUACCACAGGGCCCUCCUUUUCUUCUGUGGUGCCUUAAGAAAGUGAAUCUAAAAAGUACCAGACAGUCAAAUCUGUUGGGAGUGACUGGAGAUUUUUCAGGAGUUGCCAACAAGUACCCUGGAGCUUUCUGUUAUUUUGGGAAAGUUCAAAUAUACAGGGAUAAGGAGGUUGCUGACUGUACGGAAAAGCUCUAGACAGGUUUUCUUUAAAAAACAAAAACAAAAACAAAAACAAAAACAAAACAACACAUUUUUAGGGACUGGUCUCGAGGAAAGGAAAAAAAAUGUUCCCUAGAGUUUAGAGUUUUUUAAAAGGGUUUACACGUGUGCGCGCAAACACACACACACACACACACACACACACACACACACACACGUGAUCACUACAAAGUACAUGAUCAUUAAACAGAAAAGUGACGCAUCUCAGAGGACAACUUCAUCAUUCAGAGGAGGUCAUUGAUCGAAUCGGUUUUUCUACAUCUCAGAGCUAGUGUAGAUUCUGAGGGACUCUUAUUUACCAAACACACAAAACAAAUAUAAAACCAUUUUAAAGGUAGCAGAAAAAGAAGGUAGUUUUGAAUAUGGUUCCCUCGGUGUUUGUGAGUUUGGCGUAACUUUGGGGCUAAGGUGGUAUCUAUUUGAAGUUAAUAUCAUAGAUGUACUACAACAUCAAUUUUUAAUACUUCCUGGUGGGGAGUACACUUUGGAUCUACGGUUUUUGUCUCUUCAUUGUUGACAUUUAUUUAAGCCUUAUAAACAUUAACUUUUUGCAAUGGAGUGACUUGUGUCUGCAGUGUUUGUGUUAGGAAUCUAGCUUGUAUAAUGUUAACUUUUCAACCCAGGUACUCUUGCUUUGGGAUUUUUUUUAAUUUUAAGAUUUCAAAAUCUUCAAUGGUGGAAUGUAGUGUGUUCGAGGUGUGUGCACAAAAAUAUUUUGCAUGUUUGGGGUUGUUUUUUUUUUGGCCGGUGUGAAUUCUACUUUUUAGCACAAUAAAAUCCCAAAAAAGAAUGUAUAAGUACA